AAUUAGACGUAGAUGGAGGAAUUGAUCAAGACAUCUUUGACAUCAAUGAAGCUCUAGGACUAGACCUUUUUGAGGGAGACAUCAAACUUGAUGGGGAACGAAACUCCAUCAUUGGUGAUAAAUAUCGGUGGCCCCACGUUAUCCCCUAUGUCCUUGAUGAUAGCCUAGAAAUGAAUGCUAAGGGACUCAUCCUCAAGGCAUUUGAACGGUAUCGACUAAAAACCUGUAUUGACUUCAAACCUUGGGAAGGGGAGAAGAAUUACAUAUCUGUGUUCAAAGGAAGUGGCUGCUGGUCCUCAGUGGGAAACCGCCAAGAGGGGAUGCAGCAGCUCUCCAUCGGAGCCAACUGUGACAGGAUCGGGACAAUUCAGCACGAGUUCCUGCACGCCCUGGGAUUCUGGCAUGAGCAGUCACGGUCCGACCGGGACGACUACGUGUCCAUCAUGUGGGACAGGAUUCAGACUGGUAAAGAUCAUAAUUUCAACAAAUAUGAUGAUAAAACAUCAGACUCGCUGAAUGUUCCCUAUGACUACACUUCUGUGAUGCACUAUAGCCAAAAUGCAUUCAGGAAUGGAACUGAACCCACCAUCGUCACUAACAUACCAGACUUCAUGGAUGUUAUAGGACAGCGAAUGGAUUUCAGUGAUUAUGAUCUCCAGAAACUGAACCGGCUCUACAAUUGCUCCUCCUCCCUAAGUUUCAUGGACACAUGCAGUUUUGAACUUGAAAAUAUCUGUGGCAUGAUUCAAAGUUCAGAUGAUAACAGUGAGUGGCAGCGUUUGUCUCAGGUUCCUGCUGGACCAAAUACUGAUCACACUAAUAUGGGAGAAUGCAAAGGUUCUGGCUACUUCAUGCAUUUCAACACCAGCACUGGUGCAGCAGGAAGCACGGCUAUCCUGGAGAGUCGAAUUCUGUAUCCCAAAAGAGACUUUCAGUGCUUACAAUUCUAUUUCUAUAACAGCGGUCACGAAAGCGACCAACUGUAUGUCUGGGUCAGGGAGUAUACUUCAGCUCAUCCCAAUGGUACUUUGAGACUAAUUGAAGAGAUAAAAGGUUCACCUGUGAGUUACUGGCAGCUCCAUCACGUUUCUUUGAAUGUUACAAGUAAAUUCAGGGUUGUGUUUCAAGGCACGAGAGGAAGCGGCUUAUCAAUGGGAGGCCUUUCUAUUGACGACAUCAACUUGUCAGAAACUCAGUGUCCCCACCACGUCUGGCAUAUCAGAAAUUUCGCACAUCUCCUCAACACAAGUCCAGCAGGGACAGAAGGAAGAAUAUACAGUCCACCUUUUUACUCCAGUAAAGGAUAUGCUUUUCAGGUCAGCUUGUAUGUAAAUGGUACCACCGAUAACCCAUUUAAUUUAGCAAUGUACUUGCACUUGAUUUCUGGAGCAAAUGAUGACCAGUUGCAAUGGCCCUGCGCAUGGCAACAAGGUACCGUGAUUCUGCUCGACCAGCAUCCUGAUAUUCGUCAACAGAUGUCAAACCAAAGAAGUAUAACAACUGACCCUCUGAAAUUAUCAGAUUCCUCAUCAACUUAUUUUUGGGAUAGGCCAGAUAAAGUGGGAUCUCCGGCAUCUUUUCCCAAUGGAACUACAUUCAUGAGAGGUCCAGGAAGUGGAACGACUGCAUUCUUAACUCAUCAGAGACUUAGAAGCCGCAACUUUAUUAAAGAAGAUGGUGUUUAUAUUCUUUUAACAAUGGAAGAUAUAUCACAUCUACUAUCAACUCAGCCAAGCAUUUCACCCACCUUUGUUCCAGAGAUAGAGGUGCCCAAUUUCUGCCCAGACAACCCUUGUGAAAACAACGGUAUCUGUGUUAUUGUAGAUACAGCACCGGUGUGCAGAUGUCCAGCAGGUGACAACUGGUGGUACAUGGGAGCAAAAUGUGAAAGGAAAGGCUCAACUCGAGAAAAUACUAUAAUAGCUGUUUCUUCAACCAUAAGUGUAUUUGUUGUAAUGCUUAUUGUCACUAUCACAACGGCAGUGUGCCUUAAAAAGAAAUACAGUCGAAGAAAGGAAAAUGGGGAGAGCCUGACUCUAGAAGUAGCCAUGGUGACUAGAGUCAGACAGGAGAUUUAUGGCAGGCUUGAUGGCUACUACAAUACAUGGAAACAGAAAACACCUGCCUUAGACCAGCACUUUCCUGAGAGGGAGAUGGCCACAUUUCAACAUGGGCUGUAG
Balearica regulorum gibbericeps (East African grey crowned-crane) is the source of this 2180-nucleotide messenger RNA. Lineage: Eukaryota; Metazoa; Chordata; Aves; Gruiformes; Gruidae. The record is from RefSeq and is a predicted model, not a curated record.